ACGAGAACGCGAAGGGCUCCCGAGCCUCUGUCGCCGCUCUCACUCCUCACUCGGCACACUCAGGGCACGCCACGCGGGCUGGGCUCUCUGACUCGCAGCGCUCGAAGAUUACUCCGUUUUAGCUCCCCCACCGCCACCCCCCCCCCCCCCCCCCCAGGGAGAAGGAGGGAGGGAGGAAGGGGGGAGAGACCCACAUCGUCUUGGAGCUUCCCCGAGCCGAAGCCGACUGGAGCGCUGCUGGUGCCGCUGGUGGUGCCCGCUUGGCUCACACCGCACUCACGCAGAGCCAAGGAGCCCCCCCCCCCCCCCCCCCCGAUACCGUCUCGUCGGCUCCGUGAUGUCAUCUGCGAAGGAGGAACGCGCGCGUCUCCACGACCAUGUUUAAGGUGGACGGGAAUAGUGCAGCGGUACAACGAGGAGGAUUCGUUACCGGAAUUCACAAUACGGUUGAGUAUGGGGAAUGCUGUUGUGGCUGUUUUAAUGCUACUUGAAAUCUUAGCACGAAACUGGGAUACGGUCUGUGAAGCGAAGAGUACACGUCCAACUGUAAAUAUAACUGUUAUCUUCGGCUGGAGCGCGCUGGGCAUUCCGGACAUACUGAAUACGGACGACCUCUCCGGCAUCCCGGUGGCGAUCAACCUGAAGAACAAAGUACUGAACGAGACGAGUCCCACUGGCAUCAUCAACCAGCUAUGCAGCCUGGUGUCCUCGGAGAGAAUGAACGGAAUUGUGUACGGUGACGACACCAGCCAAGAAGCCAUCGCUCAGAUUUUGGAUUUUAUAUCGUCGCAGACGUUACUGCCCAUAGUUGGCAUUAACGGUGGCGCUUCCAUGGUCAUGAGCGGAAAGGAGAUGCGGUCGAUGUUUUUGCAGUUUGGAGCUUCGGUGCAGCAGCAUUCCAACAUCCUGAUGCGCAUUCUGGAGGAGUACGACUGGAACAGCUUUUCCAUCAUCACCAGCUUCUACCCCGGCUACCACGACUUUGUCAAUCACAUUAAGCACAUCACAAUCAACAGCUACUUCGGCUGGGAAAUUCAGACCAUCGUCUCCAUCGACGUGAAGAAGGACGACGACAUCGCCAUCCGCAUGCAACUGAAGAAGGUGCACACGCAGGUCAUCGUGCUGUACUGCUCGAGGGACGAAGCCGAGUUCCUCUUCCACAUGGCAAACAGCGUCGGCCUCAUGGGGCCUGGCUUCGUGUGGCUGGCCGCUGGCCUGUCGGUGGAGGACGGCGAAAUCAUUCCCCUCGGCUUCCCCAUCGGUCUCAUCACGGUCGCGUUCAAUGACCUGGACUACAGUUUCUCGCAACGCAUGGCGGAUUCGGUGGCCAUCAUCGCCUCGGCUGCCCAGCGCACCUACCAGGAUUACGGUCACAUCCCCGAGGCAAAGACGGGCUGCGACUCGCAGCCCGACGAGGUGCCAGAAGAAAACAAUAUAUUUUACGAGUAUUUGAUGAAUGUAAGCUGGCACGAUAAAGACCUCUCGUUUAAACGCGACGGCUACCUCGCCAAUCCUCCCAUGGUGGUGAAAGUUCUCAACAAAAAGCGCACGUGGGAGAAGGUCGGGAUGUGGGAGAAGGACCGGCUGUCGCUGAAAUACCCUCUGUGGCCGCGCUACGAGCUGUCCGAGUCCACGGUGAUGGACGACCGCCACCUGAGCGUGGUGACACUGGAGGAGAAGCCCUUCGUCAUCGUGGAGGACGUGGACCCCCAAACACGCAUGUGCAUGCGCAACACCGUCCCCUGCCGCCAGAAGAUCAAGCUGUUCAGUAAUAUGACCAAUCCAUCUUCGAGCCCAUACGUGAAGAAGUGCUGCAAAGGGUUCUGCAUCGACAUCUUGAAGAAGCUCUCCAAAACCGUGAAAUUCACUUACGACCUUUACCUGGUCACCAACGGCAAGCACGGGAGCAAGAUCAACGGGGUGUGGAACGGAAUGAUUGGCGAGGUGGUGAACAUGCGGGCCCACAUGGCCGUUGGAUCGCUCACGAUCAACGAGGAACGCUCGGAGGUGGUGGACUUCUCGGUCCCGUUCGUGGAGACGGGCAUCAGCGUCAUGGUGCCUCGGAGCAACGGGACCGUAUCGCCGUCCGCGUUUCUUGAGCCGUUCAGUGCCGACGUCUGGGUCAUGAUGUUCAUCUUGUGCUUACUCGUGUCCGGAAUAGCCGUCUUCAUCUUUGAAUACUUCAGUCCCGUUGGCUACAAUCGACAGCUGUCAGCCGGAAAGGAAUUCGGAGGGCCGGCGUUCACCAUUGGCAAGUCCAUCUGGCUUCUCUGGGCCAUCGUGUUCAACAACUCGGUGCCAGUGGAGAACCCGCGGGGAACCACCAGCAAGUUCAUGGUCUCCGUUUGGGCUUUCUUCGCCGUAAUUUUCCUCGCCAGCUACACGGCCAAUUUGGCGGCCUUCAUGAUCCAGGAGGACUACAUUGACCAGGUUUCAGGUCUCAGCGACAAAAAGUUCCAAAGCCCGCUGGAACAUUCACCGCCGUUCCGGUUUGGAACUGUUCCAAACGGAAGCACGGAGCGUAACAUUCGAAAUAAUUACCUACAAAUGCAUGGCUACAUGUCAAAGUUCCACCAAAAGUCCGUAGAAGAUGCUUUAAUGAGCCUGAAAGCAGGGAAGCUCGAUGCGUUCAUCUACGACGCAGCGGUGCUGAACUAUAUGGCGGGGAAGGACGAGGGCUGUCGCCUCGUCACCAUUGGGAGUGGAAAAGUGUUCGUGGCUACAGGAUAUGGCAUUGCCCUGCAGAAGAGUUCCCGUUGGAAAAGAGCCAUAGAUUUGGCUCUCCUGCAGUUUAUCGGUGACGGCGAAAUGGACGAACUGGAGAUGAUCUGGUUGACGGGCAUCUGCCACGGCGAGAGGAACGACGUGAUGAGCAGCCAGCUGGACAUCGACAACAUGGCGGGAGUGUUCUACAUGCUGCUCGUGGCCAUGGGCCUGAGCUUCAUCGUCUUCGUGUGCGAACACUUCUUCUACCACGUGGGACGCCACUGCGUGAAGAAUAAAGAGAACGACGAGCCGGGCCUCCUCUAUUCCAUAAGCAGGGAAUUGUACAGCUGCAUUUACGGAAUUGAAAUUUCCAAUCGAAAGAAAUACAUGCAGUCGCCGAAGAAGCGUGUGAUGGACACAAAUUCGAGCAUCGUGAGGUUACUGAAAACCGCGCGUAGCAUGGCCAACCUGACUCACAUCAACGGGAGCAAUUCCACUCCUCACCGCAGCAGCAGCAACAACGAACGGGCACCCCAACCGACCCACGGCAUGAACGGGCCCUACCACAGAACGUCGAUAAACAACUCGGUCCUGUACAACCACAACCCGUCUUCGCACCGCUCCAGCCUGCGGGAGACGAGCUUUCACGAGAGCGACGCCGCGUCGCAGUACCGCUCCAACGCGAGGCUGUCAUCGCGCGGUUCCUUUUCCCUGAAGGAGCAGGAGCAGAUCCACCCCUCGGUCCGGGCAAACUCGGUCAACACGACGAUCCACGAGUUCGGCGAGGCGGAGCGCAACAUGGCGAGGUCUCGCCACGCCUCCGAGAGGCCCCGGGACCUGGCCCCGGGCCUGCGGGGCAUGCGGAGGAGCGCGUCCCAUGCCUACAUCGCGUCGCAGAAAAUGUACAAAAACGGAUCGGAGCUCGGCAGGGGCUACGUGUCGGACCUAGAAGACAUACGGGAGCACAGCCCCAUCCUGAGGCACGACGCCUACAGGGAGAAGAACGUCCCCUACAGAAAGUUUGAUCGGAACCUGCGCGACGGCGGUCGACUCCCGGGACGCUUCUCGCUCAAGGAGAAAGAACUCUACGGGAUGCCGCCCCCGCGUAUAAUGACCAAAUAUGCAUCCAUGGACUGGAAAGACCCAAAGAUAUUCACCCGCGAUGCCCCCAACGUCCUGGAACCGGCGGCGGCGGCGAAGAAGAGGUCACUGUUCAAGCGAAGCGACAGCUUCGUCGAGCAAGAGGCCACCAUGCGUUCUACCUCCUCCAUCGGAUCGUACUUCCCGCAGCACGAGGAGUGCAGCGGCUGCAGGAUGAAAUGCCACGAGGUCGCGCCGAUGAGCGUGCACAAGGGGGAGCCGGCUCACCCGUCCCGGAGCUGCCCGGGCCACUCCAAGUGGUACGGCAACACGCACGGCGGCGCGCGUCACCAGUGCGUCGGCUGCAAGUGCCCCGGCAUCGCCGACAAGAAGGCCGCGGCGGACCACGGGGAGCGCUACAUCGCGGAGCGGCAGAAGCGGCCGCGCGGCGACGACGAGUGCUCCUUCAGCUCGUUCUCGUCGCACAACGUGCACAGCGCGCCGCCGAAGGAGUCCCACCACAAGCACGGUUACGCGCCCGAGUACGACAAGCCGGCGGAGAUGUACUCCUCCUCCGCGGCCGCCGCGGCCAAGGGCGACUUUGCGGAGGGGAAGUUCGGAGACACCGACGGUGCCGAGUCGGUGCGGACGAUGCACUGCUACCGGCCGGGCAACUCCGGCGACGCGGAGGCGGGGCUGCAGCACGGCCGCCACCAGCCGCCCGAGUGCCAGCCGCACAAGGCCUUUGCGGAUUCGUACCCCGAAUCCCUGAGCUCGUCCUACACCGACCGGGGUUACUUGAACACGACUAACUUCGGUCGACGGGCGGCCGCCGCUGAUCAAGCACACAACAGACACUUCCCUCCCAUCAAUAAAUCAGAGGGCAUGGGCUGGGUUCAAAAACACAACUCAGCGGAAGAAAUUCAACUUUGUAAUCAAGACACAGUUGCCAAAAUGCCUUAUUUUCUAAGCAAGACUGAUGGGUGGACAGUACCACGACCCAUCAAUAGUACUUGCAUUAGAAGGGUCUACAGCAAGCUGCCAAGUGUGGAAUCAGAAGUCUGAAACUUGGUGUACAUAUAUAUAAUUUAUACAGUGCUGUAAUCUGCUGUACAAGAAUACCUGUGAAUAUUUAACAUUAAUAUUGUACAUAAAUGAAAUGUUCAAUUUUGCACUUAAAUGCUUCCGUCUUGGCACUCUUCUUUAUACAAUCUGCAUGGUUUAUUGGUGACUUUUCACUUGAAAAAUUAACUGUUCUAGUUUAAAACAUUAUUAUAAUUAUUUCCUAAAGUAGAUUGUCAUCGACAUAUGUACACAAUGUGUGGAGUUUGUAUAAAAUAAAAAGGGUAGAUUAAAAAAAAAGUUCCAAAAAGAGUAAUUUGCAUGGAAAAUACCACAUUUUUCUGUGGAAAGCAAUAGGAAGCAUGAAGUCUGCGACCUCUGAGAGGCGGUACAGAAAACUGCUCUCGUGCGACGUGGCAAAUUUACAAUAAGCCAUAUAAACCAUCGUAACGUUUAUUUUCUCAUUAUUCAAAUUAUCUUCAAGCGACGUGAGCAAAUUUCGGGCUAAAAUUUAUACACAUUUUAAAAAGGCUAAAAAAAAUCCUCGCCGCGCAUUUCUUUCAAAGUUGACGGCGCUUGGCACAAAUCCGUCAUUUGGCACCGCGUUCCCACGCGACAAUGGGUAGAGUCCUGACGUCUAACGGAGAACGGUUCCUCGUACAGUAUGUACUGCCUUAAAACGUUAACAUUCACCUACCCAAGUACAUAUUAUUAUUUAAAUUAUGAAACAUAUCAAAUGAGAGCGACUAAUUUGAUAUUUAUUUUGGUAAGGCGUUGUCACGUGUUCAAAAAAAAGUAUCCGCAGAUGAAUGUGCAAAUUUCCUUGCUCACUGCAUCACAGGUUGACCAAUUCCAGGGUUCGAUGUAAAGUAUUGUUUAAAGCCAUAUAAACCUUUCAGUGCACCUCCAAUGAUUUCCCUCCACAUUUUGUGCUUGUAUAUAUAAAUCUCUCUCUCUCCAUACAAACCCUAUACUACAACCUUUUUGUAAGAUAAAUACCCGUGUCGUUAUAUAUACACACACCAUUUUUAAUGUGACAGGGUAAAUACAAUACAAUUCUGUUUAAUUGUACCGUAGCAAAUCGUUUUACAUUCAAAUAGGUAAAGAGGGCUAAAUAUUUAGUAGGAGAUAUGCUUUUUCCAUUUUUCCAUACACGGUGUUAGAUUAGUAGCCAUUGUGUUAUUUAUUUCUUUGCAGUUAACACACAUACUAUGUGCAUGCAUUUUUACCUUCUACAUUUUUGUAGCAAAAUAAUAUAAAUUAUCGCAUUUACCUUUACAAUCGUUUGCAGUUCGUAGAGCUACAUAUGCUUUGUUUUGUAUGGCUGCAGCCGAAUGGCCCCACACUCUUGAGGCCCCUUCGUCACUCUAGUCCCGCGGUGUGGGAUUUUGACGUCAUUUCAUGGAGGUUUAUGGUGCAAGGGAUGCAUUUCCACACACGUCACAUCCGAAGCCACCAGGUGUAAAAUACUGCGUGUUAUACAUUCCUUGCUUAGCGUUCGCCAGUGAUCUUUUUUAAACGGAAGACGUGUAUAAUAUAUAACUAUAUCAACAAGUUAGAAGUUUACACUAAUUAACACAUUUCUCAUUCAUCAUUUUACUUCCUUUCACUGCCGGUUUGAAGAUUUCCAUCCAUCGUGUCUACACAUGGCAAUAUUAUAACCGAAGCUAUAAAACCUACAAAUCUAGCAAAUCCUUUCCGAUAAUAAAAUGGGUUCGUGGUCGUGUGGUUUUAGCCAAUAUCACAAGUUAGUAUAUGGAAGAUGGAGUCAAUAUUUAGGUGUGACACGGUUUUUAUAAUAAGAGUAAUGUUGUUUUAUUAUUAAUCAACAUCUGCAAUGUGCUCAAGAUCCCUUGUUGUUUAACCUACAUGUAUUAAAAUUUGACCACAUUUACUUGAAACUGCUUAUUUUGACCGAAUAAAUUUCAUGAAUUUAAAAUCAA
This is a messenger RNA of Petromyzon marinus (sea lamprey), 6791 nucleotides long. Its product is annotated as glutamate receptor ionotropic, NMDA 2C-like. Gene Ontology annotation, cellular component: membrane. The record is from RefSeq and is a predicted model, not a curated record. Lineage: Eukaryota; Metazoa; Chordata; Hyperoartia; Petromyzontiformes; Petromyzontidae. Gene Ontology annotation, molecular function: signaling receptor activity; ligand-gated monoatomic ion channel activity. Gene Ontology annotation, biological process: monoatomic ion transport.